Messenger RNA from Cydia splendana, 1498 nucleotides. RefSeq names its product uridine 5'-monophosphate synthase-like (gene r-l). NCBI's taxonomy places the organism in Eukaryota, Metazoa, Arthropoda, Insecta, Lepidoptera, Tortricidae. Gene Ontology annotation, molecular function: orotidine-5'-phosphate decarboxylase activity; orotate phosphoribosyltransferase activity. The transcript is spliced from 4 exons. Bases 49 to 1473 code for a protein of 474 amino acids. Gene Ontology annotation, biological process: 'de novo' pyrimidine nucleobase biosynthetic process; 'de novo' UMP biosynthetic process. The record is from RefSeq and is a predicted model, not a curated record.
GGUUCACGUGUUGUUUUAUUAAAUAAAACUUUAAUAACAAAACCAAAAAUGGGUUUGGAAAAUAAACUAGAAGAAUUAGCCGUGAAACUGUUCACUAUCGAUGCUGUAAAGUUUGGCGACUUUAUGACAAAGAGUGGCAUAAAAACACCGGUGUACUUUGACUUGAGGGUUAUAGUCAGUUAUCCAGAUGUAAUGGAAUUGAUAUCAACUCUACUGUACGACUUUGCUGUAAAGGGUAGUAAUUGCAAUCAUUUAUGCGGCGUCCCUUACACAGCUCUGCCAGUAGCAACGUUGCUCAGUAUCCAAGCUAAAAAGCCUAUGCUCAUGCGGCGUAAAGAAGCAAAAGGCUAUGGAACCAAAAAAAUGAUUGAAGGACAUUAUAAGACCGGAGAAACCUGUCUUAUUAUUGAAGACGUAGUGACUUCCGGCUCCAGCGUACUGGAAACUGUUAAAGAUUUGAAUAAGGAAGGUCUUAAAGCUGAAGAGGCGGUCAUUAUACUGGACCGGGAGCAGGGCGGCCGGCAAAAUCUUGAGUCAAAUGGUGUUCAAAUGAAAGCUUUAUUUACUAUGACGCAAUUUAUUGAUAUACUGGCAAAACACAAAAAAAUCACAGCAGAAACUGCUGAGAAUGUUAAAGAAUAUUUCAGAACUACUAAAGCACCAGCUACUAAAGAGCCUGUGGAUAGAACUGCGCUGCCUUACGAGAAGCGAGCCGAACUUGCAACAAACCAGAUUUCAAAACAGCUGUUCCAAAUAAUAGCACAGAAGAAAUCCAACCUCUGCAUCUCAGUUGAUUUGACGUCUACUACAAAAAUAUUAGACCUUCUAGAGAAAGUUGGAGAGCAUGUCUGCUUAGUCAAAACACAUGUAGACAUCAUUGAAGACUUUAAUUCUGAUUUUGUUACACAAAUCAAGCAGCUGGCUCAGAGAUUUAACUUUUUAAUUUUGGAGGACAGGAAAUAUGCAGAUAUUGGCAACACUGUGGCUCUCCAGUACUUGAAAGGGCUGUACAAAAUUGGGGAGUGGGCGGAUUGUGUGACAGUACAUUCCUUGCCAGGUGAAGGUAUUUUGAAAGCUUUGAACGGGUCUACAAAUGGAGUCAGUCGAGGUGUCUUUUUAUUGGCCGAGAUGAGCAGUGAGGGCAACCUCAUCACACCAGACUACACUAAAGCUACAGUAGAAAUGUCAGCAAAGUACCCAGACCUGAUCACCGGCUUUGUCUGUCAAAACAAAGACACUUUCAAAGAUCCAGGUCUAAUCCAGCUGACACCUGGAGUACAGCUGGAAACUUCAGGAGACAGUCUGGGCCAGAUUUAUAAUACCCCAGAGAAAGUUAUACUGGAGAAGGGUGCGGACAUAGCGGUGGUGGGCAGAGGCAUUGUGGCCGCGAAGAGCCCGGAAACACAGGCUAUGGUGUAUAAGGAAGCUCUUUGGAAGUGUUACAUGAAGAGAAUCUCCGGGAAAAUGGAAUAAAACUUCUUUAGCCAACAUAUUCCGU